AUGUCAGAUUCUAACAGAACCGACUUCACCAACCCCUCCACCUUCAUCCUGCUGGGCAUUCCUGGCCUGGAGGCGGCCCAUGUCUGGAUCUCCAUCCCCUUCUGCACCAUGUACAUCAUAGUCAUCUUGGGGAACUUCACCAUCCUGUUCAUCAUCGUGAAGAUGGAGCCGAACAUCCACGAGCCCAUGUACUAUUUCCUCUGCAUGCUGGCUGUGACCGACCUGCUCAUUUCCACAUCCACCGUACCCAAAAUGCUGAGUAUCUUCUGGUUCAAUUCCAGGGAGAUCAGUUUCAGUGCCUGCCUCACCCAGAUGUACUUCAUUCACUCCUUCUCAGCAAUGGAGUCUGGAAUCCUCGUGGCCAUGGCUUUCGAUCGCUACGUGGCCAUCUGCCAUCCCCUGAGACAUUCUGCCAUCCUCACAAUCUCUGUUGUGGCCAAGAUAGGCCUGGCCUUGGUGCUGCGUGGUGGCAUACUCGCGUUACCCUAUCCCUUCCUGGCGAGGCGGUGGCCAUAUUGCAGAACCAACAUCAUCCCACACUUUUAUUGUCGGCAUAUAGCCGUGGUGAAGCUGGCCUGUGCUGACAUCCGCAUCAGUAGUUACUAUGGCCUGUUUAAUCUUUUCUUUGUGAGCGGAAUGGAUGUGUUUUUUAUCACCAUGUCCUACACUCAGAUCCUCUGGGCCAUCUUCCGCUUGCCCACAAAGGAUGCCCGGCUCAAAACUUUUGGGACCUGCAUCUCUCAUCUUUGUGCCAUCUUAGCUUUGUACACCCCAGAUUUUUUCUCCUCUCUCACACAGCGGUUUGGCCACAAUGUGCCACUGCAUUUACGCAUUCUCUUUGCCAGUGUUUACCUGGUGGUGCCCCCCAUGCUACACCCCAUCAUCUACGGGGCGAGGACCAAACAGAUCCGGGGCAGGCUGCUCCAGCUCCUUACUCAUAAAGAGACCUAA
Mauremys mutica (yellowpond turtle) is the source of this 951-nucleotide messenger RNA. RefSeq names its product olfactory receptor 52R1-like. Gene Ontology annotation, molecular function: G protein-coupled receptor activity; olfactory receptor activity. Gene Ontology annotation, biological process: G protein-coupled receptor signaling pathway. The record is from RefSeq and is a predicted model, not a curated record. The coding region runs from base 1 to 951 and encodes 316 amino acids. Gene Ontology annotation, cellular component: membrane. The transcript has a single exon. Lineage: Eukaryota; Metazoa; Chordata; Testudines; Geoemydidae.